Messenger RNA from Magnusiomyces paraingens, 1929 nucleotides. RefSeq lists its product as uncharacterized. Gene Ontology annotation, biological process: mitochondrial electron transport, succinate to ubiquinone; tricarboxylic acid cycle. The coding region runs from base 1 to 1929 and encodes 642 amino acids. The record is from RefSeq and is a predicted model, not a curated record. The transcript has 2 exons. NCBI's taxonomy places the organism in Eukaryota, Fungi, Ascomycota, Dipodascomycetes, Dipodascales, Dipodascaceae. Gene Ontology annotation, molecular function: succinate dehydrogenase (quinone) activity; flavin adenine dinucleotide binding; electron transfer activity.
AUGCUGAGCGCUUUGAAACGUUCUUGUCUGCAAAAGCAGUCUAUCUCCGCUACCAGAGCGUUCCACGUCUCUAGAACCCUCGGAUCCGUCAUCUCCCAGGACCACGUCAAGGCUACUGAGGCCUCCAAGCACAUCUCCAACAAGUACGCCGUCAUUGACCACGAGUACGAUGCCGUCGUUGUCGGUGCAGGUGGUGCUGGUCUCCGCGCUGCCUUUGGUCUCGCCCAUGCUGGCUUCAACACUGCUUGUAUCUCAAAGCUUUUCCCCACCCGUUCCCACACUGUCGCUGCCCAAGGUGGUAUCAAUGCAGCCCUCGGUAACAUGCACAAGGACGACUGGCACUGGCACAUGUACGAUACCGUCAAGGGUUCCGAUUGGCUCGGUGACCAAGAUGCCAUCCACUACAUGACCCGUGAGGCUCCUCAAUCUAUCAUUGAGCUCGAGCACUACGGUGUUCCCUUCUCCCGUACCGAAGAAGGCCGUAUCUACCAGCGUGCAUUUGGUGGUCAAUCCAAGGACUAUGGCCAUGGUGGCCAGGCAUACCGUACCUGCGCUGUCGCUGACAGAACUGGCCACGCUAUGCUCCACUCUCUUUACGGUCAGUCCCUUAGACACAAUACCAACUUCUUCAUUGAGUUCUUUGCCCUCGACCUCCUCAUGCAGGACGGCAAGUGUGUCGGUGUCAUGGCCUACAACCAGGAAGAUGGUACCAUCCACCGUUUCCGCGCCAAGAACACCGUCGUCGCUACCGGUGGUUACGGCCGUGCUUACUUCUCCUGUACUUCUGCCCACACCUGUACCGGUGACGGUAUGGCCAUGGUCACCCGUGCUGGUCUCCCCCUCCAGGAUCUUGAAUUUGUUCAGUUCCACCCUACUGGUAUCUACGGUUCUGGCUGUCUCAUUACUGAGGGCUCCCGUGGUGAGGGUGGUUUCCUCCUUAACUCCAAGGGUGAGCGUUUCAUGGAGAGAUAUGCUCCCACCGCUAAGGAUCUCGCCUCCAGAGAUGUCGUUUCCCGUUCCAUGACUAUGGAAAUUCGUGACGGCCGUGGUGUCGGUCCUGAGCACGACCACAUUUACCUCCAGCUUUCCCAUCUCCCUGCCUCGGUUCUUCACGAGCGUCUCCCCGGUAUCUCUGAGACUGCUGCCAUUUUCGCCGGUGUUGAUGUGACCAAGGAGCCCAUUCCUGUUAUCCCCACCGUCCACUACAAUAUGGGUGGUAUCCCCACUAAGUACACUGGUGAGGUCCUGACCCAGGACAAGGAUGGCAAUGAGAAGAUUGUCCCUGGUCUUUACGCCUGUGGUGAAUCUGCCUGUGUUUCCGUCCACGGUGCUAACCGUCUCGGUGCCAACUCUCUUCUUGAUCUGGUUGUCUUUGGUCGUGGUGUUGCUCUCGACAUUGCCUCCAAGUUCACUCCUGGCCAGGCCCACGAGCCUUCCUCUGAGGACAUUGGUAAGGAGUCGAUUGAGAACCUUGACAAGUGCAGAACUGCCACUGGUCCUAAGCCCACUGCCGAGAUCAGACUUGCCAUGCAGAAGGUCAUGCAACAGGAUGUCUCUGUCUUCCGUAUGCAAUCUUCUCUUGAGGAUGGUGUCCGCCGUAUCACUGAGGUUGCCGGUACCUUUAAGGAUGUCGGCACCAGUGACCGUUCUAUGAUUUGGAACUCUGAUCUCAUUGAGACUCUUGAACUCCAGAACCUUCUUACUUGCGCUAUGCAGACUGCUUACUCUGCUGUUGCCCGUACUGAGUCUAGAGGUGCCCACGCCCGUGAGGACUACCCUGACCGUAACGAUAAGGAGUGGAUGAAGCACACUCUCUCGUGGCAGGAUCACUUCUCUGAGCCCGUCCACCUUUCUUACAGAGACGUCAUUUACCACACUCUGGAUGCUAAUGAGUGCAAGUCUGUUCCCCCAGCCAAGCGUGUUUACUAA